AUGAGAAAAUCUCAGAAAAUGCCCUCCUAAUAGUAAAUGAAAAAAAUGUUGAUUCCAACUAUGACAUCAUAAAUUACCUACAGUCCAGAAUUAUCUCCAACAGAUAAGUCGUAAAAGCAGAUGAUAAGGAAGACAUCCAUGAUUGAAUUACAUAGAGUAGAAAUUGAAGAUUUUCAAAUCAGGCCAAAAAGGGUUUUAUAAAUGGCGAAAGACACAAAAUAACAAUUAUUCUCCCAACAAAAUCCUCGAAAAGAAAAAAAAUAAAAACCAAGAGUGGAGACCUCUGAAGGUCAAAAUAGAGGCCUCGAUUUUACAUUUGCCUAGAACUUCUCAAAUAAAUAAAUGAUAAUGAAAGAAUUCUCCUCGAAUAUCCUGACUAAGAAAUUUUUUGUAUGA
This is a messenger RNA of Paramecium octaurelia, 396 nucleotides long. The record is from the annotation of a GenBank genome assembly. Lineage: Eukaryota; Ciliophora; Oligohymenophorea; Peniculida; Parameciidae.